AUCACAUCAGACAGCAAAGCAAUAGUUAACAUGUUGGGGAGUUUCCUCUACUCGGAAGUUCUACUUUAUAUGUGGCACCUGUUGCGCGUCUCCAGAAAGUGAGCCAGCCGCGCUCGCGCCACGACAUUCCAGCCCGUCUGCAGUCUCCGGCUCCGGGUUCAGGCUCCAGUCCAGUCCGUGGUGGUUUUCUGGGCACAGACUGGAUCAGGUUGCGGGACUCCCUCCCUGCUUCUUUGUGCGUGAGCUCCGGCUCUAAUGCGUAAAGACAUGCCGGGAUUUAUGGGACGGAGAGUAGAACGCACUGUGGGCGCGCACGCGAACCAUAGUGCGUGUUGGCGCUUGUAAUGAUCUGGUGCCGUGGAUAAUACGCGUGCCAAAGGGCGAUUUUCCAUGUAAUGCCAAGACUGAAAGUUUAAGAGCAAACUUCGUUCAGCCCGGAAUCCAACCCUGAACAGAGGCGACAGGUGUUCGUGCGCGUGCACUGCCCAGAGGCGGCAGGUUGGAGACUAGACGAGGACUGUUCUCAUUCAUCCAGUUGAAAUUUCAUUUCCUACUGAAGGACUAAUAAUCAAGAUUAUGCGAGUUCCGCGCAGCGUCUGUCCGCCCCGAACGUGCCCAAGCGCGCACUGGAGUCCUCCCAACCCCGUGCGCGUGUGCUGAUGCCCAUCCGCCCGUCCGCAGCGCUGUGUGAUCGCCAACUACAAGUCAUCCAAAUGAGCCUGUCAUUCAUUUUCCUGCUGGCAUCGCUUCUCCAACAGUAUGGCGCGGGAACUGAGUCCAGUCACGUCAUCAAGUCUCACCUUCCAGGUGUGAAAGAGCAAAACGGAGUCCAAGAUUCCCUUCAGGAAAAGGUCAUAACAGUGUCUGGAGAGGGAAUGGUUCACAGCCCAGACUUCCCACACACCUAUCCCCGGAACAUCGAGUUAGUCUGGAGACUGGUGGCCACUAACAACAUGAGGAUCCAGCUCACGUUUGAUGACAGGUUUGGGCUGGAGGACCCUGAAGAUGGAAUUUGCAAGUACGACUUUGUAGAGAUCAAGGAUCCGGCUGACAAGGGGCUCCCGGGUCGCUGGUGUGGGUCGGCGCCGGUGCCAGCAAGCCUCAUCUCCAGAGGCAGCCAGAUUGUCAUUCGCUUCAUCUCUGAUGAAUAUUUUCCCUCUGACCCAGGGUUCUGCAUCCACUACUCCCUUCAGUCCACGAGUACCUCAGAACCGGAGCUCCCUGCAGCUCCUCCCUCCUCCAUGCAGGAUAUGGAUGAGCUCUCAGAGACUGUGGCGGGGCUCAGCACCGUGGAGGAGGUCAUGAAGUACCUGGAACCAGAGCGAUGGCUGCUGGACAUGGAGGAGCUGUACAAACCUUCAUGGCAUGUGCUGGGGAAGUCAUUCAUCCACAACAAGAAGCCUCGAGGAGGAGCUGAUCUGAAUUUGCUGAGGGAAGAAGUUCGACUGUACAGCUGCACUCCCCGCAACUUCUCUGUGGUUUUGCGUGAAGAGCUGAAGAGAACAGAUGCCAUUUUCUGGCCCAGCUGCCUCCUGGUGAAGCGCUGUGGUGGGAACUGCGCCUGCUGCUCUCAGCGCUGCUUCAGCUGCCAGUGCAGUCCUGCCAGGGUCACAAAGAAGUUCCAUGAGGUUCUUGUGCUGAAGCACCGAGGGGGUGGGAGAGGCCUGCAGAAGUCCCUGACUGACGUCCCCUUGGAGCACCACGAAGAGUGUUCCUGUGCGUGCCGAGAAGACUCGGACUAACCUCAGACAUGUGUAACAGCUGCCAAAAGAGGACUUCAGGCAUGAACCCCUGCCGCUGUUCUGUACCUCAUCCGCUUCCACUGGGACCUAACAAGAUUCUCCCUUUAUCCUGUUGUCCGUUCACUAAUUGGAUAAAGCAGAACAAACUGGAAUCUAAUAAAUCUCCUGAAUGGUGUGGCCUCUAUGGAAUACCAAUGGUGUGCUUUGAUGGAGGAGACUGAAACCUGUGAGUCCCAAAGACUUCCUCUUCUUCAUCGAUUGCAGGAUUAGGACUUUCUGAUUCUUUUAUUCUAUUUUUUUUAUAUUUUUAGUUUGGGCUGAUAGUGUCAUGGAACAAGGGAGCUCCUGUAUUGUCCAAAAAGAAUCCUCAGCUUCUCUUUUAUUUAUACUGAAGCAAACGAUAGGUGCUGUCAAGAAUUGUUCUGCUUUGCUCUUCUCUUGCUCUGCCACAGAUUUAAUCAGUGGUUAACUGCAGCUCCAUGAGACUGAAUUACAUGUAAAUAUUUUUAACUUUCACUGUUUUUAUUUUUUAUGCAAAAAAAAUCCACUUAAUACAGGCUGUACAGUAUAAAUCCAUUGGAGAUCCUUCAGAUAAAAGUUCUGCAAGAUUCUUGCACGCAUUGUCUAAUGUGCUAAUUGUUUGUAUCAAGUAUUUAUUUGUCAAUGACAGGGAAUUUAGGACAAAAUGUUUAGCUUUUUUCACAAAUUCCACUGUACUAGUAUUAGUCUGCUUUUUUGUAGCCUUUCUUAGGUUUCAUCAUGGAUGUUUUUUAAUUUUUCUCUACACCAAAGUUAUUUAUCUUUUUUGUGUUUUUUUGUUUGUUUUUUUGCUCCUGCAAUAAAUUCUUUCAUUUCUAA
This is a messenger RNA of Oryzias melastigma (Indian medaka), 2600 nucleotides long. RefSeq names its product platelet derived growth factor c (gene pdgfc). The record is from RefSeq and is a predicted model, not a curated record. Gene Ontology annotation, molecular function: platelet-derived growth factor receptor binding; growth factor activity. The coding region runs from base 660 to 1742 and encodes 360 amino acids. The transcript has 6 exons. Lineage: Eukaryota; Metazoa; Chordata; Actinopteri; Beloniformes; Adrianichthyidae. Gene Ontology annotation, biological process: positive regulation of protein autophosphorylation; positive regulation of cell migration; positive regulation of ERK1 and ERK2 cascade. Gene Ontology annotation, cellular component: membrane.